AUGACAACUACAACAACAGACCCUGUCGCCUUCCUAACCGAUCUCCUCAACUCCCUCCAAGAAUACACCCUCGAAUCCCUCCAUGACUUCCAAGACUACAUCGGCACGCCCAAAGUGCGCCACUGGCUACGCAUAAUCGUUAUUGUCGCGGGUUACAUCUUGCUACGACCCGCUAUCGAAAUGUUUUUCAAAUGGUGGUUUGAGCGCAAAACUUCCAAGGAGGAGGAAGAGCAGAAGAAGAAAAAGGAAGAAGAGGAUAAACAAUUGGAAGCGGAGGGACUUAAGAAGCCGAAGAAGGAUGGGAAUAGUUUGAGGGUUGGCGCAAAGAGUGAGGCUGGUGUUGAGGAAGAGAAGAAGAAAGAGGAAGUUGUGAAGGGGAAAGUGUCAGAGGCGAAGAGCGGCAAGAAGGCUGCUACUUCUGGCAGCGAGACGAAUAAAAAGGAAUCGAAAGUGAAGACCGACGAGUACGAGAAUAGCGAUCAAGAAGACUUUGCGGAGAAGAUUAGGGCAAGUGGAGUGUUGGAAUGGGGUCGCGAUGCGCGCAAGAGGAAGCAGAGACAACAGACUGAGGCGGAACAGCAGCAGCAGCAGAAGAAAAUGGAUGAGGAGAAGCUGUUGGAAUUGUUGGAUUGGAGUGAUGAUGAGAGGAAGCAAUAG
Talaromyces amestolkiae is the source of this 657-nucleotide messenger RNA. RefSeq lists its product as uncharacterized. Bases 1 to 657 code for a protein of 218 amino acids. Lineage: Eukaryota; Fungi; Ascomycota; Eurotiomycetes; Eurotiales; Trichocomaceae. Gene Ontology annotation, biological process: protein transport. The transcript has a single exon. The record is from RefSeq and is a predicted model, not a curated record.